This is a messenger RNA of Aspergillus viridinutans, 1122 nucleotides long. Its product is annotated as F-box domain and ankyrin repeat protein. Lineage: Eukaryota; Fungi; Ascomycota; Eurotiomycetes; Eurotiales; Aspergillaceae. Gene Ontology annotation, molecular function: protein binding. Bases 1 to 1122 code for a protein of 373 amino acids. The transcript has a single exon. The record is from RefSeq and is a predicted model, not a curated record.
AUGUCCCUCUCCAAACUCCCAAACGAAGUCAUCUUUCUGAUCGCCACCCAUCUGGCCUGCUACAGGGACCUCAGGGCCCUCGUCCUGUCCUCUUGUGGAUUGUUCCAUCUAUUAAAAGGAUAUCUCAGGAAACACAGCUACCAAGCUUGCCAUGGAGACGCUCUAUGCUGCGCCGCGGCCCAUGGCGAUGAAGGACUCGCUAUGGAAUGUCUAAAGCGGAUGGCACUCGCCGCCGAGUCCUUUCAAGGGCACCGUGUAAGCAACCCGUACACACACCCUCUAUGCACCACCAACUGGAGGGUCGAGGAUACGAUCCUCAUUCAGCGUGCGCUGUUGGUAGCCGUGCAAGCUGGUUCAAAGUGCGUAGUCAAUCUUCUUCUCGGCCACGGCGCGCAGACCAUCUUCCGGUGUCCAUUUGGCUACAUUAACAACGUCCCGCCGCUCUAUCUCGCCGUGCAGAACGGCCACGAGGACCUCGUGGACCUUUUAUGUGAGAGGGGAGAAUCCUGCUACGGAUUGAAUACGUGUCCGCUUCUUUGGGCAAUCGAGCAUAAUCAGCACCGGAUCAUUCGCACCCUACUGCACCACGAAUCGUGCGAUCAUUGCUGGUAUGUUCUGCCGAUGGCCAUGAAUCGCGGUGAUACGGACAUGUUGCGCUUCCUGCUGGUGAACGGACUCCACGGAACGUAUUAUGCGAGUGAUGCGCUGUUUGCUGCAAUCUCCAAAGGGUACCUAGAAAUGGUUAGAUUGUUCAUCGCCCACGGCGCGGAUCCCAACCGGCUGGGCGAUUGCUACGACAGGAGGUGGGAUAGAAAUCACGUCCAGCUUCUUCGGAAGAUUGAUAGUCGCUCCCUUCUGGAGCCUGGCGGCACGGAGGAUGACCUUUGGAGUUGCUGCAACGGCUUGUGUGCGGAGGAGGAGCCGGUGUUCUAUAGUACCACCUACGUUGCGAUUUAUUAUGACCAGAUGGAGAUACUGAGGUUUCUGCUUGAGUAUGGGGUACAUCCUGACCCGGACGACAUUCAACUGGCGCGGAAGAAGGGGAAUCAAGAGGCUGUCAGUUUGCUUUCUCGAUUUUCUUAUGAAGAUGUACCGCAGAAGAAGUACUAUCUUCAUGCGUGA